This is a messenger RNA of [Candida] anglica, 1837 nucleotides long. The record is from the annotation of a GenBank genome assembly. Lineage: Eukaryota; Fungi; Ascomycota; Pichiomycetes; Serinales; Debaryomycetaceae.
AAUUGAUUUAAGAUAUAUAAAGCAUCAAUAUACUUAUUAUUUUCGAGUCCUUAUUAAUACAGGCUAUCAUCCAAGUGACUUCCUCUUUACAAGCUUCAUAGACAGCUGCUCCGUUCUUUUUUUUUUUACAUAUAAUUCUUACCAUUUUUGGAAUACUAUUUAUUUCUUGAAUUUUUUUUCCCGAUCCCACGCUUUGCUCUUAUUUUAUCCAUUUUAAGGCAUGUCUUCCCUUGAAAAGAACACUUCUGAGACGUCAAGAGAUGCUCUGAAGGCUGAUGAAGUUGUCUUCCCUGCAGCUUGCCAUGCGCAGCUAGGCAAAGAUAUUCAUCCUUCUUCUUCUAGUUCUAUUUCCACCAUUGGUGGAGAACUUAAACGUACCUUCUCAGUAUGGUCCGUGUUGGGAGUAGGGUUUGGACUCACAAACUCUUGGUUCGGGAUUUCAGCAUCCCUUAUCACGGGGAUUCAAUCCGGAGGUCCUAUGCUUAUUGUCUAUGGUAUUAUCAUCAUCACAUUUGUUUCAUAUUGUAUUGGUAUUACCUUGUCAGAACUUUCUUCUGCUAUCCCAUCGGCUGGUGGUCAAUAUGUGUGGACUAGAGUUCUUUCCCCAAAGAAAUAUUCCUCAUUUUUAGCUUAUUUAUGUGGUUCAUUUGCAUGGGCAGGUUCUAUUUUCACUUCUGCUUCCAUGGCAUUGGCUAUUGCAAAUGAAAUUAUGGGAUUUUGGAUUUUGAUGCAUCCAGAACACAAAUCUCAAAAAUGGCAAUUGUUCAUUAUUUAUCAAAUUAUCAAUGUCUUUUUGGUUUUGUUCAAUUGUUAUGGGAAACUUCUCCCAUCUAUUGCUAAUGGUGCGUUAUACAUUUCCUUAUUCUCAUUUGUAACCAUUACUAUUACUGUAUUGGUUUGUUCAAGAGGUAACUAUCAACCAGCUGAAUUUGUAUUUGUUAAUUUUGAAAAUGGAACUGGUUGGUCAUCUGCUGGUAUUGCCUUUAUCGUGGGUCUUAUUAACCCUAAUUGGUCGUUCUCAUGUUUAGAUUGUGCCACUCACUUGGCUGAAGAAGUUGCUCAACCUGAAAGACUUAUUCCAAUUGCUAUUAUGGGUACUGUCACCAUUGGUUUCGUUACAUCAUUCUGUUAUUCCAUCGCUAUGUUUUUCAGCAUUCAUAACUUGGAAGCUAUUUUGAAUUCAACUACUGGUAUGCCAAUCUUGGAUAUUUAUUAUCAAGCUUUAGGAAAUAAAGCUGGUGCUAUUUGUUUGGGAGUCUUGAUUCUCUUAACCGCUUGUGGCUGUACUAUCGCAUCCCAUACUUGGCAAGCUAGAUUAUGUUGGUCAUUCAGUAGAGAUAAUGGAUUACCAUUUUCCAAAUAUUUAUCAAUCAUUGAUCCAAAAUUGGGAGUUCCAUUGAAUGCACACUUAUUCUCAUCUCUUUGGGUUGCCAUCUUGGGUCUUUUAUAUUUGGCUUCUGAUGCUGUUUUCAACUCAAUGGUUACUGGAUGUAUUACAUUCUUAUUAUUAUCCUACUUGGUUCCUACACUUUGUUUAUUAUUCAGAGGUCGUAACAAUAUCAAACAUGGUCCAUUCUGGUUAGGUCAUUUAGGUUUAUUUGCCAAUUGUGUGACCGUAUUUUGGUCAUUCUUUGCCCUUAUUUUCUUUUCAUUUCCAUCCUUCAUGCCUGUUACUGCUGGAACUAUGAAUUACGUUUCUGCAGUUCUUGGAAUUUACCUUUUAUGGACAUUGGCUUACUGGUGGUUCCCAGUGAAAGGUUGGGCUUGUAGAGACAAUUUUGCCGGAGGAAGAGGAAACGAUGAUGAAGAAGAAUUUGCUGACGUUUGCUUGUAAAAA